Aspergillus costaricaensis CBS 115574 is the source of this 1909-nucleotide messenger RNA. Its product is annotated as mismatch-specific DNA-glycosylase. The transcript is spliced from 4 exons. Gene Ontology annotation, molecular function: mismatch base pair DNA N-glycosylase activity. The record is from RefSeq and is a predicted model, not a curated record. NCBI's taxonomy places the organism in Eukaryota, Fungi, Ascomycota, Eurotiomycetes, Eurotiales, Aspergillaceae. Bases 416 to 1909 code for a protein of 497 amino acids. Gene Ontology annotation, biological process: base-excision repair, AP site formation.
GGACUAUCAGCUGAAGUUUGCUCGGUCAUGCAGUACAUGAUUAUUUGAACCGAUACUAUCGCAUUUUUCCUGCAUUAAGUUUAUGUAGUGAUGUGAUUGUUGUGAUUUAAAGCUUAUCCGACUCACACACACUCCCUUACGACUACUUCUCCUCACAAGCAAACUGCCGGGGAAGAUUUUACCAACCUUGACCUUGCAUCGCAUCUCUCCACCUGCCAUGUCAUUUGGAACGAGCAUAGCACACACGACAUUGAUUGAUCGGGUGGAUGGUUGAGGGAUCCCCUACGAUCGAAAAAGCAAUCAAUCCUUGUGUUUAUGAGACAACAACAGCAUUGUGUCUAUACUUUGAGUAACGAGCUCUUUCGCCGGACGGAAGACGCUUGAACUCCCCACUAUACGCCAAAGCCUGCCUACCAUGGGAAGACUUAUCAAGAAUCACUGGGCGCGACUUAUUAUCCUCACAGCCUCAGCUUAUCAAAUUGGCGCGGCGAUCGAAGGAUUUAUCUGGCCGAAGGUGUUCUGGGACUUUAUGACGCUCAACCUGAACGGCGCUGUGAAUCCGGUCCCUGUUCUUCAGAUUCUCAACCUCCUCUUGGGUCUGCUCGGACUUGCAUGGGAAUGGCCGUUGAAAUAUGUCGCCGGCUCCCUCGCGCACCGCAGCAUCGAAUUCCGAUUGAUCUUCUAUCCCCUUAGCGCUCUACUCUCCAUGCUCCUCUACCAGGGAACGGACCCUGCUCUAUACUAUGUUAUUGGAAUCGGGGUGUAUUUCUGGGCCUACAGUGAGGGCGAGGUCGUUUGCCCUGUACCAUGGACCCUCCCGAAACGAAGCGAAUACAAGAGUCUGCCACCCAGACAGCCAGCAACCAGCAUGCCCCUCGUCGAAGACAGUCCUCGCGAGGACAACAACACCCAAAUACCCCCUACAACCCUCAAUCCCAACAAUGAAGCUUAUGAAGAAGAGCACGACGACGACAACGACGUCCCCGUGAACAAAAAGACCAGCUUCAACGGCCGUCUCAACCAAUACUUCCAUACCGCGAAGCCUACAUCCUCAGCGCCACCGGCACUCCCAUCCACAAAACAAACCAUUACCACUACGACAACACAACCAAACCGUACAUCCUCUCCUCUAAAACGCAAACGAACCACACCACCAACAUCAACAUCAACACGAAUAACCCGCUCCCGAUCCCGCUCCUCCACCUCAACCCCAACCAGCACCACCAGUUCCUCUCCCCGCCCACGCAAACCACCCACCACCCCAUCAUCAGCAUCAUCCUCCACCUCCCUCCUAACCGACACCAUCCCCCCGAACCUAACCCUCCUCCUCGUAGGCGUAAACCCUGGAAUCCUAACCGGCAUCACAGGCUACGCCUACGCGCACCCCAGCAACCUCUUCUGGAAACUCCUGCACUGGUCGGGAAUCACACCGAUCCGACACCCGCCCUCAGAUACAUACAAACUCCCAGAGUUAUACAACAUCGGGAACACGAAUAUCGUGGAACGUCCGACGCGGGAUGCGAGCAUGCUGAGCAAGAAGGAGAUGGAUGCGGGGGUGCCGGUGUUGGAGGCGAAGGUGAGGGAGAAGAGGCCUGAGGCGGUGUGUCUUGUCGGAAAGAGUAUUUGGGAGGCGGUUUGGAGGGUUAAGGUUGGUAGGGGGAUUAGGAAGGAGGAGUUUAGGUAUGGGUGGCAGGAUGAGGGGAUGAAUUUGGGGAGGGUGGGUGGUGAUGAUGGGGGGUGGGAGGGGGCGAGGGUUUUCGUGGCUACGACGACGAGUGGGUUGGCGGCGGGGAUGUCGGUUAUGGAGAAGAGGGAGGUUUGGGAUGAGUUGGGGAGGUGGGUUGUUGAGAGGAGGAAGGUUUGGGAGAUGGAGAAAGGUGGUGAUGGUGAUGGUGUGAAAGUAGAAUAG